This is a messenger RNA of Argentina anserina (silverweed cinquefoil), 922 nucleotides long. RefSeq lists its product as uncharacterized. The transcript is spliced from 4 exons. The coding region runs from base 65 to 829 and encodes 254 amino acids. Lineage: Eukaryota; Viridiplantae; Streptophyta; Magnoliopsida; Rosales; Rosaceae. The record is from RefSeq and is a predicted model, not a curated record. Gene Ontology annotation, cellular component: chloroplast envelope.
UCACAGAACUGAACUGAUCUCCAUCCACUCGAACCACUUUGCGACUCUCAAGCUAAACCAAGAAAUGCUUCUUUCUCUUGUGCAAUCCACCAUCACAUCCUCCUCACCCUUCAAGAUUCUGAGCCCCACUACUACUUCUGACCUUCCCAGAACUCUCUUUCUUGGACUUCCAACCCAACCCACCACAAAUGCUCUCCAAAGAUUCCUCCUUUUCACCAAAAGCUCACACUUUGCCAAACCCAGAAAGCCCUCACUUUCCAUCAAUGCUUCUCUGAUUGAAGCACCAGUCAUAUGGGUUGGCAGGCUUUGCAUCUUCUAUGCUCUCUUGAAGACUGGGCUGGCUGGAUCUCAAGCUAACCCGCUUGUCUCAGAUUUGGCUGAGAGUCAAGGUGGAGGUGUUGGUAUUGAGUCUGAGGAUUUGGGGUUUUCUAAGUGGUUGAACAGCAUACAGGGGAAACCAGCUAAAGACGCAGCUGAUGGAAGAAAAUUAGUCAGCAAAUGGCAUCCUACCACAAAGGGUACACUCAGAAGGAAUUACAGGGUACCAUCUAAAUAUGAAGGGCGGCGUAUUCUAAAAGCCAUUGCCUCUUUAUUGUCAGAUGAUGAUCACUUUGUAGAUGCUACCUCCCACAAGGGCUGUCAGAUCAGAAGGGAGACUGCACAUGGAGAAAGCGUGUGUUGCAACAAUGUGAGGGCUCUAUUUGAUGAGCUCCCAACUCCACACCUAGUUGUGGAAAUCACUCCUUUUCCUGCUGGUUCUCUUACAGAAAAUGAUUACACCAAAGCUGAGAAACUAGAGAGGGUGCUCAGAUCCGGUCCUUCUAUUUGAGUCAUGGACUUUCACAUGCUUUUACUCAAUUUGUAUUGACUUUGUCUUUGUACAUAGCAAAAUAUCAUAUGAAGUUUGGUUUCUUCCCUUGUU